CGGGUGCUAUCACUUUGAUUUUCCCUUGGUUUGGCGCAUGUUGGCCUACACAGUCGAGUCCACGCUGUCACCAGCACGUGACGGGGCGAUCUUGUUGUGCCGUCAUCGGGUGACGCGCCAGCUUCACGUCGUCAAGCAAGUCGACCGAUCGCAGCACACUUUCGACACGAUUGCCAACGAAGCAAUGGCGUACAAACAGCUGCGCACGUCCACGUGCGACCGUGUGCUCCAGCUCCACGAGGCGUUUUCCGACACCAAGACCAGCUACUUUGUCCUGGAACACUGCGCACAAGGGGACCUCUACGCUGUCUUGAAGGCCAUGCCGACGCAGCACUGCACGCCGCGACUUGCCCGAGCGUACUUUACGCAAAUCACGUCCGGUCUCGCCCACUUGCACGCGGUCGGAAUCGCCCAUCGCGAUGUGUCGCUGGAAAAUAUCUUUGUCGACGCGCACGGGAACCUCAAGAUCGGCGACUUUGGCCUCGCUGUUGCGCUGCCCGCCCAAGCAACCGCCGCCGUCGGCAAGCCUUACUACAUGGCCCCCGAGAUGCACCUCGAGAGUUCGUACGACGCUGCCAAAGUGGACGUGUGGUCGCUCGGCAUUUUGCUCUGGAUGCUGCUCACGGGCGUCCCACUCGUCGAGGCGGCGACCCAUGACGACGACGUCCUCCUGUUUCUCAAGCUGCACGGGGUUCGGGCCCUUGUGUCCGCCUGGGGUCUCACUACGUCCAUUCCCGACGACGCCAUCGCCAUGCUCGAGCACCUUCUUGUCUUCAACGCCACCGAGCGACCAACCAUGGAGAGAGUGAUCAACCAUCCGUACGUCCAGUCGGGUUGCCCCUAAUCCCCACAUCGGUGGACCUUCCGCACCCCUAGCCCUUUAUUUACGACCCCUAUCGCGUCUCUUUCCAACUGUAAACCCUUUACUAGAUAUUACUAGCUAGUUGAUCAAUAUUGCAUCAGCAUCCACAUACUGUAUUGCGUUCAACGUGUCAUCAG
Molecule: messenger RNA, 999 nt
Organism: Saprolegnia diclina VS20
Lineage: Eukaryota; Oomycota; Saprolegniomycetes; Saprolegniales; Saprolegniaceae
Product: serine/threonine protein kinase
Exons: 1
Coding region: 38-844 (268 amino acids)
Biological process (GO): protein phosphorylation
Molecular function (GO): protein kinase activity; ATP binding
Source: RefSeq, a predicted model, not a curated record